AUGCAUUCGAACGUGUACCGGUGUAUCGACCAAGUCCAUUUUUGAUCGCGCUUGCCCAUAUUAUAUUUUUCAAAUUUUCAUAUUAUCGAAUUUUAUAUAUAAUAUUUUUCAAAAUCGAUUUUAAUAUUACACUAUAAAUUUUCAUUCAUAAAAACUACGUUGUUUGAAAACACGACAUCUAUCCUAUAAAUUAAAACAUUACAUAAAUUCAUAUAAUCAUACUGAAUAAUUAAAAAAAUAUACAUAUUUUUAGGACUGAGAAAAAAACUACGAAGAAACUACGUUCAGGGUUCGCAAGAAGCAGUACCAAUAAAACUCCAGACGUCUUAUUUUACGAAAUGUCUAAGAAGAAAGAAAUAUCGGAUAAUAAACUAAGACCAUUCAAAUGUCAAGAAAAGAGUGAAGUCGCACAUCUGAAUGGCAUCGACUACUUCGAUCCAUUUCUCGAGAGAAAUUUGGAACACCCAACUACCAAUGGUGAGACCCUGACUCACUUACUCAAAGCAUCUCUAGGAACUGGUAUCCUGGCCAUGCCGCUAGCUUUCCAGUGUUCGGGACUUAUAACCGGCAUAUUCGCAACACUGUGUGUGUCGUUCGUGUGCACUUAUUGCUCGUAUUUACUGGUGAAAUGUGCUCACACGCUUUAUAGGCGGACAAAAGUGUCAUCCAUGAGCUACGCAGAUGUGGCUGAAGUGGCGUUUGCCAACGGACCACAAUGGUCUCGAAAGUUCUCGUUGAUAACCCGCCAGUCGGUGCUCUGGCUGCUAUUCGUCACAUACUUUGGAACGUGCAGCGUGUACACUGUGAUCAUCGCUUCUAACUUCGAACAACUGUUUACACAUCACAUGGGUUACGAGCUGAACCUUCGGUACUUUAUUUCGAUACUGCUCAUACCUCUUAUACUGCUCAGCUACGUGCCCAAUCUCAAAUACUUGGCGCCCGUGUCUAUGGUUGCCAACCUGUUGAUGGCCACCGGUCUGGGCAUCACAUUUUACUAUACGCUGUGUGACGUACCAAACAUUUCAGAAAGGCCAGCUGUGGGAACACUUGAAACGUUCCCAACAUACUUCUGUCUCACCGUGUUUGCCAUGGAAGCCAUUGGAGUGGUGAUGCCGUUAGAAAACAACAUGAAAACGCCUAGAAGCUUUUUGGGAGUUUUCGGCGUGCUGAACAUAGGCAUGGGCUGCGUGACCAUUGUGUACAUUCUACUCGGUUUCUUCGGUUACUUGAAGUACGGUGAAGCAACAAAAUCGAGUAUAACGUUAAACCUUCCAACUGAAGACCUUGCCGCCCAGGUGGCUAAAAUAUGCAUCAGUUUAGCAGUGUUUUGUACGUACGGUCUACAGUUUUUCGUAUGCUUGGAAAUCAUGUGGAACAAAAUCGAGGAAACCUUUGAAAGAACCACAAUUUUGCAUAACUACGUUUUAAGAACGGUUCUGGUGAUUGCAUCUGUGUUGAUCGCGGUAGCUGUACCGACAAUCGGUCCGUUCAUUGGACUCAUCGGUGCCUUCUGUUUCUCGCUGCUCGGCAUCAUUGUGCCCUUGAUCAUAGAGUUCGCCACAUACUGGGAUGAAGUAACCGUCUGGAUGACCAUCAGGAACCUGGUACUGAUCGUUGUCGGUGUCUUGGCUCUGGUCUUCGGCACAGCCAACAGCAUAGCAGAUAUAAUCGCCGCGUACGAUCCUGCUCAGGCGGUCGAGUGCGUCAUCAACUCCACACUGCCUCAGCCAAUCGCAGAGUGACCGGAAAUCCGGCCACAUCAUCGACCAUCCAGCCACACGGAAUUUACAAUAAUUAUUUAUGUAUAAUCAUAGGCGUAGUGCCAGGUGUACCUCGGUAAAACUGAAUGCCAACCCCCCCCCCCCCCAAAAAAAAAAAAAAAAGGCCUAUUGUUUAUACUUCGUCGAGAUAAGUUUAAAUGAUACCAAUGAUAAAAACCGUUGGGUUUUAAAACCAAAUUUGAUUUUCAACUAUACAAAAAUUGUGUGAAUAAUUACAAUAAUUACAAUAAUGGCUAUAAUGGCUUAAAAAUUAAUAAUUUUUUACAUAAAUAAUAUAGUCAUCACAUAAGAAAUUGCAAACGAGAAUACUGGCUACGCCUAUGUAUAUAUAAUAGUUCUUAAACUCGUUUACGCGUAUUCAAAAUGUUUAACGAAAGUUUAAUUUGUGGUUGGGAUGGUCGGACGACGGGAAUCGACGUCGACGAAGCAACUGCCACGAUUAAUAGUCGUCCUUGUUUCGUCGGCCAGGUGCCCGUCGACCACUACCCAAAAGUGCUUGGGUAUGGCACCAUCGGCAUAAUAUAAUAGGCGACAGACACAUAUAAUAAUAAUAUUUAUUAGGUCGCAUUCAAUCAUAAAAAAAAAAUUAUUUUAAUUUAAAAUUAUGUUUCAAAACACGAUGUAAAACUUAGGCUUAAUCUCUUUUUAUUAUUAAA
Molecule: messenger RNA, 2437 nt
Organism: Acyrthosiphon pisum (pea aphid)
Lineage: Eukaryota; Metazoa; Arthropoda; Insecta; Hemiptera; Aphididae
Product: proton-coupled amino acid transporter-like protein pathetic
Exons: 8
Coding region: 339-1742 (467 amino acids)
Biological process (GO): amino acid transmembrane transport
Cellular component (GO): vacuolar membrane
Molecular function (GO): L-amino acid transmembrane transporter activity
Source: RefSeq, a predicted model, not a curated record